This is a messenger RNA of Poecilia reticulata (guppy), 7611 nucleotides long. NCBI's taxonomy places the organism in Eukaryota, Metazoa, Chordata, Actinopteri, Cyprinodontiformes, Poeciliidae. The record is from RefSeq and is a predicted model, not a curated record.
CCUCAGUCCUCCCUCCUGCCUUGGCUAGUCUCCAUGCGCCAGGCUCAGGGCCUUGGGAAUGAAUGGUGCCCCGGCUCUGCUCCGUCUUUGAAGCCAGCCAGGAAUGCGAGGCCUCUCUUUUUUUCACCCCUUUCUCUCUCUCUCUGUUGUUCGGGCAGCCAGCAGCACUAGCAGCUAUCGGCAGCAGUGAAAUAUUCCCUCUGCUGCGCUCAUUGUGCGUCUGAGAGCCGGACGUCAUCGGCUGGCCAAUCAGUGGCUCCCACUAGGCAGCCUCAGGUCUCUGUGGGGGGAGAAGGGACCCACUUAGAAGUCUUCCCUCUCACACUUGCCUCUCCUGGUAACUUGCUCCGGUCGUACUUUGGAAGAAGGCGGAAAUAAUUUGGUUCAUCUGCAUGCAGGAACCAACAAAAGAAAUCUUUCCUUUUCAGACGGGAAUGAGGGAAGUCAGUGGCUUAGCCUUAAAGCUUUGAAGCUGACUUUUUCAAGAGGCUUUAACUUAACAGAGUGAGGAACAUGACCUAAUUUGAGAUUAAUAAGACAACUGGGUGCAGUCACGUUAGUGGUAGCUCCCCAAGUUCCCCUUCCACCCACAAGACGGACACAUGCAUCACUGUACAUUCUUAUACGUAUGAUUUACAAGCCCUGCCUUUCCCUUCCUGCCUUUUGCCCCAACCCUUCAUGGAUUCUUACAGCUUGCACUUUGAGAGAAUGAGCAACGUGGACCUGCAUCCUCUUAGCCUGUCUGUAAGCCGGCUUUCGCCAGCCAAGUCCAACAGCAGUAUUGCUGACCAUCUAAGCCACCACCAGCACGGCAAAGGAGAUUCUGCAUACAGCUCCUUCUCUGGUGGGUCCACUGCCCCAGACUACCCGUCUCCCUUCCUCCCUGAUGACCUGCAGUCCAGCUCCUUCAACCACUAUGCUGACCUUAAAUAUGUAAAGUCUAUCUACCAUCCAAACCAGUUUCUGCAGUCUGACUCGAAGACCAUGGAUCAGCUCUACCGCUCUGUCGAAGCCAUCUCACAGCAGUAUCACAACAACUCUGAUUUGAACUACCAUAGCCUCAAUGGCAGCGAGAGUUUGCACACCAACAACAGCGCACACCCUAAAAAAGAGGUGCAGUCGAGGACUCCGUCCCUAAGUGGUCAGGCCCCACCGGUACCAGUACGCCUUGAUAGUUUUAUAGCCACUAAAAACUUGGAGAACAGCAGGGCUCACCUUCAUGGUACUGAAUUUAAACCCCUGCCCCAACAACCUCAACAACAGAUUCGACUCCAAGGCCGACCACAUUCUCAGAGUCUAAAUUSCCCACGGUCAGAGACGGCGAUCCUAGACAAGAGCAGCUCAAACCUGAGUUCUGAGCCAUUGUACUCUGUUUGGAGAGGCUCUCAUGAGAUGCAGCAGAUCCAGCAUCCACCAAGCUACCGGCUGCACCUCCAACUUCACAACCAGACCAGGAYGAACCCAGAAAACCCUUCCACUGUGGACAGCAAYGCUGCCUCUGAGCCCCACAGCCAAUCGCCACCUCACGGUAGAAACCAGCCUGAACAUCUGACACCCAAACAGACUUCUAGCAUGAUUGGCUGUAAUGGRGACCAUCAGAUUAACUCUGGUGGUCCUUUUCGAAGCGAGCGCAAAAGGGCACACUCAGCUCAGGAAGUGCGUGGUUCUUCAGAACUGCAGCAAGCCGACGGUCCCUGGAAUGGCAGCCAGAGUUGCCUAAGCAGCAGCAUUCAGCACAAGGGUCAGUUCUACUUUGUCACAGGGGUGUACAAACCAUCCAAACCUGGUGUGAGGACACAUUCUGCAACCAUAUGUGGUACAGAAGYUGUAAGGGAGGUCUCGGCUGCGUURGAAACCCACCAUCAACAAGACAAACCGCGAUCCCAUAGCACUAUGGAUAACUUUUUCAGACCUUUCUAUGAGAGUUCGCACACGUCCAGUGGUAUGAUUCUAGAAAACGAAGUUUUCACUUCUGUGGAUCAGGGAAUGGUCCAGAUGUCCAAGAACCUGGACCAGGAGAAUUACACCCCACCCUACAUUUUAAAUGUCUUGGACGAAAGUCGUGAGGUUGGCCGCCACACAGCGAGCAACCCAAUAUUCUACUGCGGACCUGACGGAAAGAGCCCACCGCAGUCAGCCACUCAUCAAAAUGACGUCAAUUUGGUGAUGGGCAUCAAGUCACCAAGCUACAACAGAAGAGAAGAUCAUCCCAACAAAGGGAAGUGGCAGCCUUUGGAAGACAUUGCUAGUGAGAGGAUAAACAAAGAGACAACACCACUGCUGUAUCACCUCACUGGAGCCAGUCGAACAGCAAUGCAGCCCAAUCCAGAUCCUGGAUUCAGUGGAAGGAAGGAAGGUGUCCUUAAUAAAUCCGUCCAGGGWGAAGUAGCAGUAAAUAAUAAUGAGACACCUGGACAAGGUGACACUAGCAGAGGAGAUGUUCUGUCCGCUGCUUGCGGCACCCUGGAUGAUUCUUUUAAAAAGUACUACAAAGAGAAACUUAAGGAUGCCCAGUGCAAAGUCUUGAGUAAGACGUCAUUUAAGAGGCGAGACCUGCAGCUGCCUUGGCCAAAUUGUUUGACGCAAAACUCUGAGUGCAGGCCUGCAGUGAUUCACUCAUUUUCCUCAUCACAGGACUCUGAGAUAUCAACAGACACACUCACCCCAUCUUUGACAUCCGAGGACACAGAGAAAGGCAGCAUAGCAGAGGUCGGGGACAUUCAGAAGGAAAUUGAAAAAUCGUUUGAAAUGAAAAACGUACGGAUGGCAAAAGUGGCUCAGCCUCAAGUGGCGCGUAUCGGAGGCAGAAAAAGACUGACCCCCAAGCAGAAGAAGAUGUGCUUCUCCGAGCCAGAGAAACUCAACGAGCUCGGCAGCAYGCCUAAACACUCGGUUUGCCGCUCGUUUGGGAAUGAAAGUGAAGGAUUGUUUGCAGCUGAGUUUGAAGGAGAGGAGGCGACGCAGCAAGCGGACCAGGGACUGGUCGCAGCACGGAGGGAGAUGUUUGAGUCAAGAGGUCAAGCUCUGUCUGUCUCAAGCGCGUCAAAGACGAACCUAAAGCACGUUCAGCAUCAGGCCCUCGUGGAAUACAUGGAACGAAAGACGGGCCAGAAAGUGGCCGAGCCGCAGCACCCAGCAUCUCACUUACCAACUCCAUCCAGACAAAGACAUUCUCUCGGUGAGAAACCAUUUGACUGGAAUCCUCGACCACAAUCGUGGAAUCAUGAGAAACACUUGAAGAAGAAACACAAUAGACCCCACUCUGCUGGGCGUAUUCUUGAUUCACCCAGUAGCUCCAUCAGGUAUGCCCAGUUCUUUUCUGCCCAGUCCUGCUCAGGCYACUAUCCUGGCCACCAAAACUCUUCCAGAGCGAGGGAGAGUCACGGUCCACCUCAGGGAAAAUCUGCAUCUGCAGAGAGUCUGUUGGACCCGCGGGACCCGGCCAGUUUCCUCUGGAACAGAUCCACAUCCUCACCACAUACAUUUCAGCAGGCGCAUGACAAAGAAGAGAACCCAGAACCAGUCGGCACCAUGGAAACCCAGAGCUGCCAGAAGAAUGAAGCAGAACAGCCAUCGGAGAAGGGAGUCCCUGAAGGCCAGCAGCGCUCUCGGAAGGUGGGGCAGAGGGGAAAGUCCAUGGAGGAGCUUGGGGCAUCCAAGAUAACUAAAGUAUCGACCCUGAGCAAAAGCUCAGAGCACCUGGAUCAGCUGCGGAGGAAUUCAGCUGAGCCUGCAGGAGGGAGCAGAAAUGACAGGAGUAUUUCACACUUUGCUSAAGACGGAGACGCUCGACGACRGGAACCAAGAAAAGAAGCAGAGUUUGUUGGUCAGAAUAACUCUCAGGGACAGAACCAACACCAAACCCAGAAACUUCCUCCCCAGAAGCAAAGCUCUGAGCAGAGGGAGGAUGCAACAGGAGAAACGGGCUCUGGUGGAUCCGUCUCUCCAGUCUCCAGUGGAGAAGCCAGCGAGACAUUUUCCAACCCACCUUCCCCCAAAGGUCAAAAGAUCAGCGAAUGGGAGAUCAAAUCCRCCUGUUCCACACCCACCCAGACAAAGCGUCCUUGUGAAGGCACACCUCGUGGCGACUCCAUCUCCACGAAGCAGACAAGCGACUCCUCCGUGUCUCCCUCUACGUCUGCCUCCAAAGCAGAAGUCAGUUACCAGGCAGAUGAGCCGAAAGAACCGSAUCUGGAAGCUGAGACGGUGGGACAAAAGGAGGAGACUGAGACGAGGGAAAUGCCAGAGGGAGAGACAGACAGCUCAGAAACGUCUGCCAGGAAACCUAAGUGGGAGGAGCUUGUAAAGGCGGUGGUUAAAGCUGACCAGUCACUGGCCAGGGUGCUCUGUCCGCUGGCCAGUCGUAAGACUGCCCUGAUGCUGAUGGAGCAGCUUCUGUCGGAGGACACCCUGCUGAUGGAGGAGCACUACAAGAAGAAGCAGGAGCAGAAAGGAGCUGGUGAAAGCAACGAAGCAGGUAAAGGAGCUGAACCGUCUCCAUGUCAGCCUGAUUCAGACAGCGAGAAAUCUCAGUGUACGGAUGAGCAAAGCCAAGCUGAUAUCACUGAGAUGAAGGUAAUUAUUAGAUUAAAAAGCAGCUCAAAUAAUGAGCUCAUUAUGAAGAAUGAACUGGAGAGGUACAACCUGUUCAUCGGGGACCUGGAGAGGGUGGUCAACCUGCUGCUGUGCCUUUCUGCCCGGCUGGCCAGGGUGCAAAACGCCCUGAGUGUCGUGGACCAACACACCGACGCUGAGGAGAAGGAGUCUCUGGACAGCCGCCACCGCCUGCUGUGCAAACAGAGGGAGGAUGCCAAAGAUCUGAAGGAUAACCUGGACCGCCGAGAGAACCUGGUCUCCACCUUUCUGUCRCGCCAGCUGUCCGCCGAGCAGCUGCAGGACUACCGGCGCUUCGUCCAGACCAAGGCCUCACUCCUCAUCCGCCAGAAGGACCUGGAGGAGAAGCAGAGGCUGGGAGAGGAGCAGCUGGARGCGCUUUCCAACAGUCUGAACAUGUGAAGGGACAUUCACCGUGGCUCUGGUUUUCAGGCUUUUUGGACGUAAUCAAAUCAUGACUUUUUUUCUCUCCCUCCUUUCAAGAGUUUWUGGAGRACAGAAAUAUCUGCUGAGAGUCAAGUGAACUUUUUCCGCCCAUCUCGGUUUGCACAAGCAGCAGCGUGCAUUAAAACAUGUCUUAAUGUUGUACAUUUGUUUUCACUUUGAACAGAAUUGAACUGUUUCAGUGUGCCUUGAUGUAUAUUAUUGUAGCUAUUGGAACUUUUUAUCUUAGAGCUGCUGUGCAGAAACUUGUAGUAAUUCAGAUACUGUCCUUUUGUUGUCCACUGAGAUAAUGGCCCUGCAGCCCUGUGCCUGCAUCUGUGGAAACCUACGAUAAGCUUUAAGAUCGUCUCCGAGCAGCGACGAGGCUUCAGUGGCCUGACGGAGGGCGGUGUGCUGUUCCAGGUCUGGAAAAAUGUACUGUAGAUGCAGAAGAUUUAAUAUUCUUCUUUUUUGGUUGUCUGUGUUUCUAAAGGCAUUUCAAAUUAAGGUUCUAAAAACCAAAAGAAAUAAUAAGUUCAAUGGAUAAAAAGCACUUUGUAAAGAUACAUGUAUGCACAUUACAUCAAACUGGAGUCUAAAUAAUUUCAAGUGAAAGCCUUACUCCAUCCGUUAAAAUGUAUUUUUUUUUUCCUCUUCAGUUUAAAGGGCUUUUAUCAUCACUUUUACAACCGUUCCUUUUUAACUUUGUUCAGGCUUGUAUUCCAUUACAGUUGCAUUCAUUUUCAUGUCCACAACAAAUAAGUACGUUAAAUGCAAAGUACAAUCUUGACCAAAGGCAAAAUUAAUUACCACAAAGUCUCCACAGUGAAUAUGUUGAUAAAAUGGAGAUGUAUAUGAURAUUAAUCCAGCGUGGAGAAAGAAGAAAUCGUGUCUCUGUCGGGUAACGUGGAGACUUAAUAUACCGGCACCCAUUAAAAACAUUCUGUGGUGAACCCAGUCUGACUGUAAUUUCUCACAGUUUAUGUAAUUUCUGCUCCCCUUCUGACCAGCAUUGUUUAUCGAUCAGCAAUACAAUUUCUCCCAACUGUGUCACCAGUAAAAUGCAUGUUAAUGACCUGCUUAGUCAUUGUUCAAGUCUCACUUUUUUCAUAUAUUCAUACAUGUUUUACUUGUGAGCGUUCAAGAACACAAUCUGACACAUCUCUCACAAACACCUCKGUGUCUGGCUGUUGACUCUCUGCUCAAGCUGUUGGCUCCAGCUGUAUUAUUGACUGUAUCAUGUCCCUUUUUCUGAGCUCUGAGAUUUMUUUUACCCAUAAUUCCAAGAGUUUAAUKUCAUAUAAUCCCAGGGAAAUUAAGGUUACCAAUUCAUAGCUGUGUUAGGUAAAAUCCACCCUUCAUAUCUGUGUUCACCUUUGGAUUUUUGUAUCAAAAGUUCUUAUUUUUUGUGUGUUGCCAAUAAGUGACCACAUAUGCAUUUGACAUAUUUAAAUUAAAAUGGCCUUUUUGUGUCAGGGAAAUAAUCCUUUGUAUAAUUUAAAGAUCAUUAUCCAUCUGUAGUAGCACCUUCCUGUUACCCAUAAGGUUCAUUUUCUUAGAGACUGACUACCUGCUAUUCACUGCUGUUCAAUAAUUUGAUAACUUUUAGGCGUCCUGACUACAAAACAUAAAGAGUCUUGAAUUUUUCCUUACCUAAAUYAAUAGGUACUAAACUCACGAAAGCAGUUAUCACGGAGUAUUUCCUCUUAUGUCCUUUUACAGAAGCGACAUCUUAUACUUGAAACAAUUUUUUUCAUAGGUUUAAUUUACUUCAGGUGUCUUUAUUCCCAGCUGUCUUUUGGUGCUUGAAUCAAAUAAUCCAUCUACAUGCAGUCGUACUGCAUUUAGUWCAGCCAUAUUUGUGUCUUUCAGUGACAUCAGAGAGCUGUUGGAUGAUUUCCUGAACUUUUUCUUUUGUAUUUUGUCUGUGAGAGAUCGUGAGUGUGUUCAGAAACUGAUCCCCGUGUUAUUUUCCCCUCAGGACGUAUACCUGCUGGCUGCAUYGUCUCCAAUAUUUAAAUGUAGGAGGAAAAAACUAAAGCUCUUCUACAAUGACAGUUUAUAUUAUAUGAAAAAUAUUUCUCUGGAGAUUUUUACCUGUGUCCAUCAAAGUUUUCUAAACAAACAAAUUUGUUUUGGUCUUUUUUUUUCUCACAGCUGAAGGCUGAAAAGGCCUUCAUGCCGUUUUCUGUAGCUGGCUGGGAUUCCUAAAUUAUGCAAACCUYCAAUAUUUGAACACCCAAACAAAAAGACUUGAGRAAAGUCUUUUUGUUUGAAAGGAGGAGCAGUUUUUYYAYAUUUUCCAGGUYCWGGCUUGUCCAUUUUAAUCAAAACAACAUUUGUUGGGAGUAUAGUUUAAUAACUACARGUCUCUGAUGUCAAAAUGAAACAAAUCUAUAUAAAAGCCAAGUCAGAAAAACAUUUUUAACCCAUGGUGAGAUUGAUCAUAGCAAACAAUUCAAAAUCUGUUUYCUCUGCUUUGUUUCACUCCCAUUCGUUUGUUUGUGCCUGUUUGGGGUUUUAAAAAAUCCAUGAUGUUUGUAAUAUUGUGAAUAAAUUAAGCUUUCACUGUU